This is a messenger RNA of Symbiodinium pilosum, 672 nucleotides long. The record is from the annotation of a GenBank genome assembly. NCBI's taxonomy places the organism in Eukaryota, Dinophyceae, Suessiales, Symbiodiniaceae.
AUGCAGGCAUGCGGUCGUGGGGGUGAGAAGGCUCGGGUCUUGACCAUCUGCAACACGGGCUCCCUUGCCACUGCUGGCUGGGGCACAGCUCUGGGAGUCAUACGCUCUCUGCAUGCCAGAGGUCGCCUCGAGCGCGCGUUCGCCUGCGAAACGAGGCCAUACAACCAGGGCGCUCGGCUCACAGCUUUCGAGUUUGUGGAGGACGGGAUCCCAGGGACACUGAUCUGCGAUUCCAUGGCAGCUUCGCUGAUGCAGCGCUUUGGAGUGGACGCAUGUGUGGUCGGCGCCGACCGGGUCGCGGCCAAUGGCGACACCGCCAACAAGAUUGGCACCUAUGCCCUGGCCGUGCUGUGCCGACACCACGGGGUGCCCUUCUAUGUGACGGCACCUCUGACCACCCUGGAUGCCAAGACUCGGAAUGGCUCGGACAUCCCCAUUGAGGAGCGUCCUGGAGACGAGCUGAGCUCGCUCAAGCUGAAUGGCGAGACCCACCGUCUUGCAGCACCAGGUAUCGAAGUGUGGAAUCCAGCUUUCGACGUCACUCCUGCGGCGCUCAUCGCGGGCAUCGUGACGGACAAGGGCAUGGUGCCGAAGCGGGCUACUGGGCCCGAGGACUACGACAUUUCUGGCUUGCUUGCUGAACCAAAUGGAAAGAAGAGGAAGAUGGUGUAG